Messenger RNA from Phragmites australis (common reed), 1365 nucleotides. Its product is annotated as BTB/POZ and TAZ domain-containing protein 1-like. NCBI's taxonomy places the organism in Eukaryota, Viridiplantae, Streptophyta, Magnoliopsida, Poales, Poaceae. Gene Ontology annotation, cellular component: nucleus. Gene Ontology annotation, molecular function: protein binding. The coding region runs from base 141 to 1157 and encodes 338 amino acids. The transcript has 5 exons. The record is from RefSeq and is a predicted model, not a curated record.
AAACGCCCGCGGCAAAUUGCCUCCCUCACAAGCAUUCGCAAUCACGCGCGCAGCGACAUCCCCCAACCAUCUCGCGCUCUUUCCCAGAUAUUUUAUCCCUCCGCUUCUUCCGUCUCUGUUCUGUCGCGAUUCGCUUAUCCAUGCCGGAGAUGUGCGAGGCACCACGGGUGGACGGCUGCGGCGCCGGCGCCGACGUCGACGUCGUCACCACCGGCGGACGCCGGAAGAUCGCCGCGCAUUCCUCUGUUCUUGCCUCGGCGUCGCCGGUGCUGGGGAGCAUCCUUGAACGCCGCCUGCAGAAGGACAGGGCCAGCGGCAAGGCCGUCAUCCGGAUCCGCGGCGUCACCGACGACGCCGCGGCGGCCUUUGUCCGCCUCCUCUACGCCGGCAGGUGCAGCGACGAAGCAGAGGAGGACAUGGAGGAGUACGCGGUGCAGGUGCUGGUGCUGGCGCACGCGUACCAGGUGCCCUGGCUGAAGCGGUCGUGCGAGGGCGCGAUCGGCGCCCGGCUCACCGCGGACUCGGUGGUGGACGUGCUGCAGCUCGCCAGCCUCUGCGACGCGCCGCGGCUGCACCUUCGGUGCACGAGGCUGCUGGCCAAGGAGUUCGCGGCCGUGGAGAGGACGGAGGCGUGGCGGUUCCUGCAGGAGAACGACCCCUGGCAGGAGCUCGACAUCCUGCAGCGCCUGCACGAGGCCGACCUGCGGCGGCGCAAGUGGCGGCGAAAGCGCGCGGAGCAGCGCGUGUACAUGGAGCUGAGCGAGGCGAUGGACUGCCUGGCGCACAUCUGCACGGAGGGGUGCACGGAGGUCGGGCCGGCGGGGCGGGCGCCCGCGGCGUCGCCGUGCCCGCGGUACGCGACAUGCCGGGGGCUGCAGUUGCUCAUCCUCCACUUCUCCAAGUGCCACCGCAAGAGCUGCGCGCGGUGCCAGCGCACGUGGCAGCUGCUCCGCCUCCACGCGGCGCUCUGCGACCACCCCGACCGGUGCAACACCCCUCUCUGCAUGCGGUUCAAGCAGGAGGAGCAGGAAAGGGUGGCGGCGAAGGCCGGCGACGAUGACGAUAAAUGGGGGCUUCUGGUGAAGAAGGUGAAGGCUGCCAUGGUCUUUUCUUCUCUCGCCAACAGGAAGCAGAUGGACUCCUCCCCCCAGUGUUGAGCAAAUGCACUAUCAGCCUGGGGCGGUUAGGGUAGUUAGAUAUAGUGAGCGUAUCAAUGUGAGCUAUGUAUUGUCUCGUUCUAUGUUCGUAGAAUUGUUUUGUGAGGUCAGAAUUAAUGAGGCGAAAUAUGUUGUAAAGACUGCAUGUAUUGUAAAAUAGGCUACUAUGUGAUAAAUCAUAGCUUAGAUUCCUGAAAUCCUUGAGCAA